CGAAUUCACCAGACCUAAAUCCAAUUGAGGAUAUUUGGAAGGUGUUAAAGGAUAAUGUCCAAAAUUGUGAAGCUUUUCUGCGGUCUGUAGAUGAACUUAAAAUCGAGUUAAAGAAGGAAUGGGAAAAACUUGAUCCUUCUGUUUUUGAAGAUGUUAUUUCCUCAGUGCCAAGAAGAAUUGAAGCAGUAUUUAAAUAA
Molecule: messenger RNA, 197 nt
Organism: Ambispora gerdemannii
Lineage: Eukaryota; Fungi; Glomeromycota; Glomeromycetes; Archaeosporales; Ambisporaceae
Source: the annotation of a GenBank genome assembly